AUGAUAAAAUAUAGUCAAUGUUUGGUGUCUGCUACUACUAAUAGUACCAAGACAUCAAUGAAGGAGAAAUCAACUUUGAAAUUUUCAAAAGCUCUAGAAUCGUCGCUCAAUAGGGAUUUUGAUAAGUCAAAUGAGACUUCACAUUAUUCAUACUUAGAAAAUGAAGAUAUUGAGCUACAUCAAACACAUAACAAGUCAUUAUCAGAGGAUAAUGAAAUUCCAAGGCCAGCUAUUCCUGUUGGAUCUCGUUUUCAAGCUGAAGUUCCUAAGUGGGAAGGCAUANCAAAUGUAAAUAAUGAUGAUGAUUCAAAGUGGCUAGGUGUUCAAGUUUGGCCAAUGCCUAAUAUUAGUGAAAGCUGCANANAAGGAAUUGGGGAAGGUAGGCCUGACUCAUGUUACUGUAAAAAUUCAGGAUCAGAUGAAUGUGUUAAAUUACACAUUAAGGAAGCAAGAGAACUUUUGAAAUUGGAGAUUGGCGUGACAUUUUCAAGUUGGAAGUUUGAUGAAAUGGAAGAAGAAUUUUCACAGUCAUGGACAUUAGAAGAGGAUAAGAAAUUUGAAUCUCUAAUGAAAUUUAAUAAAUCUUCAAAGACCAGAAAUUUUUGGAAGCUUGCCAUGAAGCAUUUUNCAUCUAAAUCAUUGAAAUGCAUGGUAAAUUACUACCAUAAUGUAUACAUCCCAAGAUGUUUAAGCAUGGAGACUAGAUCUUUGCAUGAAGUUGACAGAGAUAGUGAUCAAGAUGAUAACUUCAAUAAAAAUGAUUCAUGGAUAGGUUCAACUUUUGAUGUAGCUUAA
Vigna radiata var. radiata (mung bean) is the source of this 795-nucleotide messenger RNA. Its product is annotated as AT-rich interactive domain-containing protein 1-like. The record is from RefSeq and is a predicted model, not a curated record. The transcript has 2 exons. The coding region runs from base 1 to 795 and encodes 264 amino acids. Lineage: Eukaryota; Viridiplantae; Streptophyta; Magnoliopsida; Fabales; Fabaceae.